Onthophagus taurus is the source of this 7286-nucleotide messenger RNA. RefSeq names its product pre-mRNA processing factor 8 (gene Prp8). The record is from RefSeq and is a predicted model, not a curated record. Gene Ontology annotation, molecular function: U1 snRNA binding; U5 snRNA binding; U2 snRNA binding. NCBI's taxonomy places the organism in Eukaryota, Metazoa, Arthropoda, Insecta, Coleoptera, Scarabaeidae. Gene Ontology annotation, biological process: spliceosomal tri-snRNP complex assembly; mRNA splicing, via spliceosome. Gene Ontology annotation, cellular component: catalytic step 2 spliceosome; U5 snRNP.
CCAAAUCUAUUAAAUAACAAAUUUGGUGAAAGCUGUCAAAACGUAGCGUGUUCGUUUAGCGUCGUUUGUCGUUUAUGUUUAGAUAUUUCGAAUAAAAUGAGAAAAUAAGCGAUUUGUUAAUAUGUCUUUGCCGCCAUAUAUUUUGGGGCCUAACCCAUGGGCCACAAUGAUGGCCCAACAACAUCUGGCCGCGGCACACGCUCAAGCGCAAGUAGCCGCGGCACAAGCCCAUGCCCACGCGCUUCAACAACAAAUGCCCCCUCCGCAUCCGAAAUCCGAUGUAAUGACGGAAGAUAAACUUCAAGAAAAAGCCCAAAAAUGGCAUCAAUUGCAAUCAAAACGUUUUGCUGAUAAACGCAAACUAGGUUUUGUCGAUGCGCAAAAAGAAGAUAUGCCCCCUGAGCAUAUCCGUAAAAUCAUUCGAGAUCACGGUGAUAUGAGCAGUCGAAAAUACCGCCAUGAUAAACGUGUUUAUUUGGGUGCUUUAAAAUACAUGCCUCAUGCCGUAAUGAAACUUUUGGAAAACAUGCCCAUGCCAUGGGAACAAAUUCGUGAUGUUAAAGUUUUGUAUCAUAUCACAGGGGCUAUUACAUUUGUAAAUGAGAUUCCGUGGGUGAUUGAACCGGUUUAUAUAGCUCAAUGGGGCACAAUUUGGAUCAUGAUGCGUCGUGAAAAACGCGAUCGCCGCCAUUUUAAACGUAUGAGAUUUCCUCCAUUUGAUGAUGAAGAGCCGCCAUUAGAUUAUGCUGAUAAUGUAUUGGAUGUUGAACCUUUAGAGGCAAUUCAAAUAGAAUUAGAUGCAGAAGAAGAUGCUGCCGUUGCUAAAUGGUUUUACGAUCAUAAACCUUUAGUAGGAACUAAAUAUGUAAAUGGGCCUACAUAUAGAAAAUGGAAUUUAACUUUACCCAUGAUGGCUACUUUAUAUAGAUUAGCUAACCAAUUAUUAACUGAUUUAGUUGAUUCGAAUUAUUUUUAUUUAUUUGAUACAAAAAGUUUUUUUACUGCUAAAGCUUUGAAUAUGGCUAUUCCUGGUGGUCCUAAAUUUGAACCCCUCAUCAAGGAUAUGAACCCAGGGGAUGAAGAUUGGAAUGAAUUUAACGAUAUUCAUAAAAUUAUUAUAAGACAACCAAUUCGUACUGAGUAUCGAAUUGCUUUUCCUUAUCUAUACAAUAAUAUGCCUCAUUUUGUGCACUUAUCAUGGUAUCAUGCUCCAAAUGUCGUUUUUAUAAAAACUGAAGAUCCAGACUUACCUGCUUUUUAUUUCGAUCCAUUAAUAAACCCAAUAUCGCAUAGACACGCCGUGAAAAGUCUCGAACCUCUCCCAGAAGAUGAUGAAGAAUAUCUCCUUCCAGAGCAUGUACAACCUUUCUUACAAGAAACUCCCUUAUAUACCGAUAACACCGCAAACGGAAUAUCUUUAUUAUGGGCCCCAAGGCCUUUUAAUUUGCGAUCAGGUCGAUGUAGAAGAGCCAUUGAUAUCCCACUGGUGAAAUGUUGGUAUCAAGAACAUUGUCCUCCAGGUCAACCUGUUAAAGUUCGUGUUAGUUAUCAAAAAUUAUUGAAAUAUUUUGUUUUGAACGCAUUGAAACACCGUCCACCAAAAGCACAAAAGAAACGAUACUUAUUUAGGUCGUUUAAAGCGACUAAAUUUUUCCAAACGACUACACUAGAUUGGGUUGAAGCCGGUUUGCAAGUUUGUCGACAAGGAUAUAAUAUGUUAAACUUAUUGAUACAUCGAAAAAAUUUAAAUUAUCUGCAUCUCGAUUACAAUUUUAAUUUGAAGCCAGUUAAAACUUUAACGACGAAGGAAAGAAAAAAAUCUCGUUUUGGAAACGCGUUUCAUUUAUGCAGGGAAAUUUUGAGGUUAACUAAAUUAAUAAUUGACUCGCAUGUCCAGUAUCGAUUGAAUAAUGUUGAUGCUUUCCAACUUUCCGAUGGCUUACAAUACAUUUUUGCACAUGUUGGGCAAUUAACCGGAAUGUAUCGAUACAAAUACAAGUUAAUGAGGCAAAUAAGGAUGUGUAAAGAUUUAAAACAUUUAAUUUAUUAUAGAUUUAAUACGGGUCCUGUUGGUAAAGGUCCAGGUUGUGGAUUUUGGGCACCUGGUUGGAGAGUUUGGUUAUUUUUCAUGCGCGGUAUCACCCCUUUAUUGGAACGCUGGCUUGGAAACCUUCUUUCGAGACAAUUCGAAGGUCGCCAUUCUAAAGGAGUCGCAAAAACGGUUACAAAACAACGCGUUGAAUCCCAUUUCGAUUUAGAAUUGCGCGCUUCAGUUAUGCACGACAUCGUCGAUAUGAUGCCUGAAGGCAUCAAACAAAAUAAAGCAAGGACGAUUUUACAACAUCUUUCAGAAGCGUGGAGAUGCUGGAAGGCGAAUAUUCCGUGGAAAGUACCCGGAUUACCAAUACCGAUAGAAAAUAUGAUUUUGCGCUAUGUUAAAAUGAAAGCUGAUUGGUGGACGAAUACAGCACAUUAUAAUAGGGAGAGGAUUCGAAGGGGUGCAACUGUCGAUAAGACGGUUUGUAAGAAGAAUCUUGGGCGGUUAACCAGGCUUUAUUUAAAAGCUGAACAAGAAAGACAACAUAAUUAUUUAAAAGAUGGCCCAUAUAUUUCCCCAGAAGAAGCUGUAGCUAUAUACACAACAACCGUACAUUGGUUAGAGUCUCGUCGAUUCGCUCCUAUUCCUUUCCCCCCACUUUCAUAUAAACACGAUACAAAACUACUCAUUUUGGCAUUGGAACGUUUAAAAGAAGCAUACAGCGUAAAAUCUCGCCUAAAUCAAAGUCAACGUGAAGAGUUGGGAUUAAUUGAGCAAGCUUAUGAUAACCCUCACGAGGCUUUAUCAAGAAUUAAGCGCCAUCUUUUGACACAAAGAGCUUUUAAGGAAGUUGGAAUUGAGUUUAUGGAUUUAUACAGUCACUUAAUUCCUGUUUAUGACGUCGAACCGUUGGAAAAAAUUACCGAUGCUUAUUUAGAUCAAUAUUUGUGGUACGAAGCUGACAAGAGACGUUUAUUUCCGCCGUGGGUUAAACCCGCAGACACGGAACCCCCACCGUUAUUAGUUUAUAAAUGGUGUCAAGGAAUUAAUAAUUUACAAGAUGUUUGGGAUGUUUCCGAAGGUGAAUGUAAUGUUUUAUUGGAAUCGAAAUUUGAAAAAUUAUACGAAAAAAUCGAUUUAACCCUUUUGAAUCGAUUGUUAAGAUUAAUCGUUGAUCACAACAUUGCUGAUUAUAUGACAGCGAAAAAUAACGUUGUUAUUAAUUAUAAAGAUAUGAACCAUACGAACAGUUACGGAAUUAUUAGAGGGUUACAAUUUGGCUCAUUUAUUACCCAAUAUUACGGAUUAGUUCUCGAUUUAUUAGUUUUGGGGUUACAAAGAGCCAGCGAAAUGGCUGGACCACCCCAAAUGCCCAAUGAUUUCUUAACUUAUCAAGAUAUUCCAACAGAAACGUGUCAUCCAAUUCGAUUGUAUUGCAGAUACGUUGACCGAAUACACAUGUUUUUCCGAUUUAGCGCCGACGAAGCUCGAGAAUUAAUUCAAAGAUAUUUAACAGAACAUCCAGAUCCGAACAACGAGAAUAUAGUUGGCUACAAUAAUAAAAAGUGUUGGCCGAGGGAUGCUCGAAUGAGAUUAAUGAAACACGACGUUAAUUUAGGGAGGGCUGUAUUUUGGGACAUCAAAAAUCGUUUACCACGGUCAGUAACAACAAUCCAAUGGGAAAAUAGCUUCGUUAGCGUCUACUCAAAAGAUAACCCUAAUUUAUUAUUUAAUAUGUGCGGUUUUGAAUGUCGCAUAUUACCGAAAUGUCGAACUCAACACGAAGAGUUUACCCAUCGAGACGGAGUUUGGAAUUUACAACACGAAGGUAGCAAAGAAAGAACAGCUCAAUGCUUUUUAAGAGUGGAUGAUGAAUCGAUGAGCCGUUUUCAUAAUCGGGUUCGUCAAAUUUUAAUGGCGUCCGGUUCAACGACUUUCACGAAAAUCGUAAAUAAAUGGAACACCGCGUUAAUCGGAUUGAUGACUUAUUUCCGAGAGGCUGUAGUUAACACUCAAGAGUUAUUAGAUUUACUGGUGAAGUGCGAAAAUAAAAUUCAAACUCGCAUUAAAAUCGGGUUAAAUUCAAAAAUGCCAAGUCGAUUCCCCCCGGUUGUGUUUUACACCCCCAAAGAAUUAGGGGGGUUGGGAAUGUUAAGUAUGGGACACGUUUUGAUCCCUCAAUCGGAUUUGAGAUGGUCGAAACAAACGGAUGUGGGGAUAACCCAUUUCCGUUCGGGGAUGAGUCACGAUGAGGAUCAAUUAAUUCCUAAUUUAUACCGUUACAUUCAACCUUGGGAAUCCGAGUUUAUUGAUUCACAAAGAGUUUGGGCCGAGUACGCUUUAAAAAGGCAAGAAGCAAACGCUCAGAAUCGUCGAUUAACUUUGGAGGACCUAGAAGAUUCUUGGGAUCGGGGAAUUCCAAGAAUAAACACAUUAUUUCAAAAGGAUCGGCACACUUUAGCUUACGAUAAAGGUUGGAGGAUUCGAACUGAAUUUAAACAAUAUCAAGUUUUGAAACAAAAUCCUUUUUGGUGGACGCAUCAAAGACAUGAUGGAAAAUUGUGGAAUUUAAAUAAUUAUCGUACCGAUAUGAUUCAAGCUUUAGGCGGGGUCGAAGGGAUUCUAGAACACACUUUGUUUAAAGGGACUUAUUUCCCAACGUGGGAGGGUUUGUUUUGGGAGAAAGCUUCCGGAUUUGAAGAAUCGAUGAAGUACAAAAAAUUAACAAACGCCCAAAGAAGUGGGUUGAAUCAAAUUCCGAAUCGUCGGUUCACUUUGUGGUGGUCCCCAACGAUUAAUCGGGCGAACGUUUAUGUUGGUUUUCAAGUACAAUUAGAUUUAACGGGGAUUUUUAUGCACGGAAAAAUACCAACAUUAAAAAUAUCUUUGAUUCAAAUUUUCCGGGCUCAUUUAUGGCAAAAAGUGCACGAAUCGAUCGUAAUGGAUUUGUGCCAAGUUUUCGAUCAGGAAUUAGAUGCUUUAGAAAUCGAAACGGUUCAAAAAGAAACAAUCCAUCCGAGGAAAUCGUAUAAAAUGAAUUCAUCUUGUGCUGAUAUUUUACUAUUUUCUGCGUAUAAAUGGAACGUUUCUCGCCCAUCUUUAUUAGCGGAUACGAAGGAUACAAUGGAUAAUACAACAACCCAAAAAUAUUGGAUUGAUGUCCAAUUACGUUGGGGUGAUUACGAUUCACACGAUGUUGAGAGAUACGCUCGAGCCAAAUUUUUAGACUACACAACUGAUAAUAUGUCGAUUUAUCCUUCACCCACAGGCGUAUUAAUCGCGAUUGAUCUCGCUUAUAACUUACAUAGUGCUUAUGGAAAUUGGUUCCCUGGGUGUAAACCAUUAAUUCAACAAGCGAUGGCUAAAAUAAUGAAAGCUAACCCCGCCUUGUAUGUUUUACGGGAAAGAAUUCGAAAAGCUUUACAAUUGUAUUCAAGUGAACCCACAGAACCUUAUUUAUCAAGUCAAAAUUACGGAGAAUUAUUUUCAAAUCAAAUAAUUUGGUUUGUCGAUGACACAAAUGUUUAUCGCGUUACGAUUCAUAAAACUUUCGAAGGAAAUUUAACAACUAAACCGAUUAACGGAGCUAUUUUCAUUUUUAACCCUCGAACCGGACAAUUAUUCUUAAAAAUAAUUCACACCUCAGUUUGGGCGGGACAAAAACGUUUGGGGCAAUUAGCCAAAUGGAAAACGGCGGAGGAAGUAGCCGCCUUAAUUCGCUCACUCCCCGUUGAGGAACAACCAAAACAAAUCAUCGUAACCCGAAAGGGAAUGUUAGAUCCCUUAGAAGUACAUUUAUUAGAUUUUCCAAACAUCGUAAUUAAAGGUUCCGAAUUACAACUUCCCUUUCAAGCUUGUUUAAAAGUUGAAAAGUUCGGCGAUCUCAUUUUAAAAGCGACCGAACCUCAAAUGGUUUUAUUCAACUUAUACGAUGAUUGGUUAAAAACGAUUUCGUCUUACACAGCUUUUUCAAGAUUGAUUUUAAUUUUAAGAGCGCUUCAUGUUAACACGGAAAGAACCAAAGUUAUUUUAAAACCGGAUAAAACCACGAUUACGGAACCACAUCAUAUUUGGCCAACUCUCUCUGAUGAUGAAUGGAUUAAGGUUGAGGUACAAUUAAAAGAUUUAAUUUUAGCCGAUUACGGAAAGAAAAAUAACGUUAACGUGGCCUCGUUAACGCAAUCUGAAAUUCGUGAUAUAAUUUUGGGUAUGGAGAUAAGUGCGCCUUCCGCACAAAGACAACAAAUUGCGGAAAUUGAAAAACAAACUAAAGAACAAUCUCAAUUAACGGCCACCACAACGAGAACGGUUAAUAAACACGGUGAUGAAAUUAUUACGAGUACAACUAGUAAUUAUGAAACGCAAACUUUUAGUUCUAAAACUGAGUGGAGGGUGCGAGCCAUAUCAGCUACUAAUUUGCAUUUAAGAACUAAUCAUAUUUACGUUAGUUCAGAUGAUAUUAAAGAAACUGGUUAUACUUAUAUUUUACCUAAAAAUGUUUUGAAGAAAUUCGUCACCAUUUCGGAUUUGCGAGCUCAGAUUUGCGCGUUUUUGUACGGUGUUAGCCCACCGGAUAAUCCUCAAGUAAAAGAGUUAAGGUGUUUGGUUUUACCUCCUCAAUGGGGAACUCAUCAAACAGUUCAUAUUCCUCACGUUCCUCCAAACCACCCCUUUUUGAAAGAUAUGGAACCUUUGGGAUGGAUUCACACUCAACCGAAUGAGUUACCACAACUCUCCCCACAAGAUAUUAGCACUCACGCUAGAUUAAUGGCUGAUAAUACAAGUUGGGAUGGGGAAAAAACGAUUGUAAUAACUUGUUCGUUUACACCCGGAAGUUGUUCGUUAACUGCGUAUAAAUUAACGCCUUCCGGUUACGAAUGGGGAAGGCAAAACACCGAUAAAGGAAAUAAUCCUAAAGGAUAUCUUCCGAGUCAUUACGAGAAGGUUCAAAUGUUGUUAUCCGAUCGAUUUUUGGGAUUCUUCAUGGUUCCAGCUCAAGGAAGUUGGAAUUACAAUUUUAUGGGUGUCCGACACGAUCCGAAUAUGAAAUAUGAACUCCAAUUAUCCAAUCCUAAAGAAUUUUAUCACGAAGUUCAUCGCCCGGCACAUUUCUUAAAUUUUUCUUCAUUAGAAGAUGGAGAUGGUGCCGGAGCAGACAGAGAGGAUGCUUUUGCUUAAAUUUAGUUUAGUAUUAAUUGAUAGGAUGUUAUUAUAUAAGAUUAUUGUAAAUAAAGUUUCUUUCACAAGA